GCUCACAAAGCAACAGAGAUCACAUCGAUCGUCGGCUCGUCGAUCAAUGGGGCGCCACAGCGAGGCCAGCAGCGAGCAGCAUCGCAAGGAGGAGAAGCACCAGAAGCACAUGGAGCAGCUCGCCCUGCACGAGAAGCACAAGGCGAAGAAGGACCCGGAGAAUGCCGGGUGGCACAGGAUCAAGGAGGAGAUUGCCGCCACGGUAGCCGUGGGCAGCGCCGGCUUCGCCUUCCACGAGCACCACAGGAAGAAAGACGCCAGGAAGCACGUACGGCCACCACCACCACUGAUCGAGCUAGUCGCCGGUCGUAUGCCAUGUAUAGAUAGGCUGCACCUGCACCACUCUAGCUAAUUAUACAGUUAUACUACCGUUUAAUUCAUUUCCUUAUCUUGUUCGACACUGUGUCGUUCUUACCUUAAUGUACCUGAGUUCUCUUGUAUUAUAUAUA
This is a messenger RNA of Hordeum vulgare subsp. vulgare (domesticated barley), 449 nucleotides long. RefSeq names its product abscisic stress-ripening protein 3-like. The coding region runs from base 47 to 352 and encodes 101 amino acids. The transcript is spliced from 2 exons. The record is from RefSeq and is a predicted model, not a curated record. Lineage: Eukaryota; Viridiplantae; Streptophyta; Magnoliopsida; Poales; Poaceae.